Symphalangus syndactylus (siamang) is the source of this 1437-nucleotide messenger RNA. RefSeq names its product transmembrane serine protease 11E (gene TMPRSS11E). Gene Ontology annotation, biological process: proteolysis. Lineage: Eukaryota; Metazoa; Chordata; Mammalia; Primates; Hylobatidae. Gene Ontology annotation, molecular function: serine-type endopeptidase activity. The record is from RefSeq and is a predicted model, not a curated record.
AUGAGUCCCCACUACACCAGCGAAGACUGUCAGACUGGUUCUGUUGAGAUCAUCAGUGACUUAUUUCCUCACUUCAAUUCAGCCCACAAAGUCACUGAUAGAGCUGGAUGCACACACUUGGAUGUAGACCUCAAUCUUCGCAGCACUCUUCAUUGCUGGUCAGCAAUGAUGUAUCGGCCAGAUGUGGUGAGGGCUAGGAAAAGAGUUUGCUGGGAGCCCUGGGUCAUCGGCCUCGUCAUCUUCAUAUCCCUCAUCGUCCUGGCAGUGUGCAUUGGACUCACUGUUCAUUAUGUGAGAUAUAAUCAAAAGAAGACCUACAAUUACUAUAGCACAUUGUCAUUUACAACUGACAAGCUAUAUGCUGAGUUUGGCAGAGAGGCUUCUAACAAUUUUACAGAAAUGAGCCAGAGACUUGAAUCAAUGGUGAAAAAUGCAUUUUAUAAAUCUCCAUUAAGGGAAGAAUUUGUCAAGUCUCAGGUUAUCAAGUUCAGUCAACAGAAGCAUGGAGUGUUGGCUCAUAUGCUGUUGAUUUGUAGAUUUCACUCUACUGAGGAUCCUGAAACUGUAAAUAAAAUUGUUCAACUUGUUUUACAUGAAAAGCUGCAAGAUGCUGUAGGACCCCCUAAAGUGGAUCCUCAGUCAGUUAAAAUUAAAAAAAUCAACAAGACAGAAACAGACAGCUAUCUGAACCAUUGCUGCGGAACACGAAGAAGGAAAACUCUAGAUCAGAGUCUGAGGAUCGUUGGUGGGACAGAAGCAGAAGAGGGUGAAUGGCCCUGGCAGGCUAGCCUGCAGUGGGACGGGAGCCAUCGCUGUGGAGCAACCUUAAUUAAUGCCACGUGGCUUGUGAGUGCUGCUCACUGUUUCACCACAUAUAAGGACCCUGCCAGAUGGACUGCUUCCUUUGGAGUAAGAAUAAAACCUUCGAAAAUGAAACGCGGUCUCCGGAGAAUAAUUGUCCAUGAAGAAUACAAACACCCAUCACAUGACUAUGAUAUUUCUCUUGCAGAGCUUUCUAGCCCUGUUCCCUACACAAAUGCAGUACAUAGAGUUUGUCUCCCUGAUGCAUCCUAUGAGUUUCAACCAGGUGAUGUGAUGUUUGUGACAGGAUUUGGAGCACUGAAAAAUGAUGGUAACAGUCAAAAUCAUCUUCGACAAGCACAGGUGACUCUCAUAGACACUGCAACUUGAAAUGAACCUCAAGCUUACAAUGACGCCAUAACUCCUAGAAUGUUAUGUGCUGGCUCCUUAAAAGGAAAAACAGAUGCAUGCCAGGGUGACUCUGGAGGACCACUGGUUAGUUCAGAUGCUAGAGAUAUCUGGUACCUUGCUGGAAUAGUGAGCUGGGGAGAUGAAUGUGUGAAACCCAAUAAGCCUGGUGUUUAUACUAGAGUUACGGCCUUGCGGGACUGGAUUACUUCAAAAACUGGUAUCUAA